AUGGCAACAGCCACUGGAGAGCAGAAGCAGACUGCAGAGUCAAGUACCUGGAACAUCAGAGAGCACGACAGCAAGCGAGGUGACAAAAUAAUAGCAGCAAAGGGAUUAGCUCCACGAGCGGUGGAUAGAGCAACGGCUGAAACUGCAGGAGCAACAUCCACAGCAGCAAUUGCUGGCGCAACUAGCACAAAAGCAAGCUCUGAGAGAAAUCCAACAGCUGCAACAACCACAGUCUUCAGUGUGCAGCAAACAGGUCAAAAUAACCAGCAGCAACAGGAGCAACAGCAGCCGCAAGAGGAGGGAGAUGAGGAUAUCCCGCAGUCCCUGGCACACCUCGUCGCAGCCGCAUGCCUACUUGAACAGGAACCUGCCAACCUCAACAUGGCCCUUCAACUAGCCACGAUACUGGCAAUGCACCCAUCUUUGAGGCAGCUACUGAGGCCUUUGCUGCAAGUGCAUCUGCAGCAACAGCUGACACACCUGGGUGUACUGGUAAAAGAGACAACAGACUCUAAGGAGAGGCAUCUGCAGCAGCAAACGGCUGCUCAGAUUACUGUACUUCUCUCUACACUACAGCGGAAAGGCAGCAUUGCACCCACCACAGCAGGAACGACGGCAGCAGCAGCAAAAGCAGCAGCAAAAGCAGCAGCAGCAGCAGCAGCAGCUCCCUCUGCCGACGUAGCC
Cyclospora cayetanensis is the source of this 684-nucleotide messenger RNA. RefSeq lists its product as uncharacterized. NCBI's taxonomy places the organism in Eukaryota, Apicomplexa, Conoidasida, Eucoccidiorida, Eimeriidae. The record is from RefSeq and is a predicted model, not a curated record. The transcript is spliced from 6 exons. The annotation marks the transcript as partial.